AUCUGUCUGUGUGUGUGUGUCAGUCUGAUGGGCUGGUGGGGACACAACCUGAAGACCAGAUUCCUCAUGAACAACGAAAUGGAGCUUCAGCCUGGUGUUAAUGGAUUCCGUCUGUCCAAUCAGCCUGUUUUACUGGUGUGUCCACUACAGGCCAGUCUAGAGAUUUUUAACCGGACGAGCAUGAAGGAUCUGAGGAGGAAGUCAGUGCUGCUGACGGGGUAUCUGGAGUAUCUGAUCAGACAUUACUACACCAAAGACCCGUCAGACCCCGACAGACCCUCGGUUCACAUCUUCACGCCCUCUGACCCCGAGCAGAGAGGCUGCCAGCUGUCUCUGUGCUUCUCUCGUCCAAUCAGAGCCGUGUUUCAGGAGCUGGAGAAGAGAGGAGUCGCCUGUGACAUGCGAGAGCCCAAUGUGCUGCGGGUCGCUCCGGUGCCGCUCUACAACUCCUUCACCGAUGUUCACCGCUUUAUCACUGCUCUGGGAUCAGCGCUGAGCGCCAGCGGAGCCGAAUAGACACAUUCUAUUGGUGCAACGUGAAGCAUAUUUAUUGGCUGCUGUUGCUCUGUGAAGCUGCUCGUUAACACGACGAGAGCAUCAGUGUCCAUUACUGAUGAAUCAGUUUUAUAUGCAAUUGUUUCCAAAAUAGCCAAUAAAUGUUUUUCUUCACAUCAGCUAAUGAUCUGAGGGAUUUCAAAGGAUUUUGUGCCAUUAAUCUGAAUUACUGUCAUAGAGUUUGUGUAGAACAGUUAAAAAAUAGAUUUAAUAUGCAUGCAGAAAUUAGUCUUUGUUCAU
Sinocyclocheilus grahami is the source of this 795-nucleotide messenger RNA. RefSeq names its product kynureninase-like. Bases 28 to 516 code for a protein of 162 amino acids. Gene Ontology annotation, molecular function: pyridoxal phosphate binding; kynureninase activity. Gene Ontology annotation, biological process: NAD+ biosynthetic process. Gene Ontology annotation, cellular component: cytoplasm. The record is from RefSeq and is a predicted model, not a curated record. The transcript is spliced from 4 exons. NCBI's taxonomy places the organism in Eukaryota, Metazoa, Chordata, Actinopteri, Cypriniformes, Cyprinidae.